Molecule: messenger RNA, 1746 nt
Organism: Lachancea thermotolerans CBS 6340
Lineage: Eukaryota; Fungi; Ascomycota; Saccharomycetes; Saccharomycetales; Saccharomycetaceae
Gene: RAD61
Product: Rad61p
Exons: 1
Coding region: 1-1746 (581 amino acids)
Source: RefSeq, a predicted model, not a curated record
AUGAGAAGUUACGGCAAACGCGGGCGCUUCAGGAGCCUUGUCCGGCCCCAUCAGACUCAAUUGCAAGAGUUUAGUGAUGAAGAGGAGAGUUUUCAAGAAAAUACGAGUGACAAGGCCAUGGAAGCAGUGACGCCAAAGUCAAGCUUCGACGCUGACGCGCUAAAUGCAGGAGAGAAGCGAAACACUACUAAAGAGAAGACGUCAGGGCUUGAUAUAUUCGACUUCCUUGACGAACCUGUUCGUAAAAAAAGGAAACGAGCCGCCCAAGUGAAGGCUGAUAGCGACGCGUGCGAGGAAGCUGAGUACGAUGCCGUGGACGCGUUUUUUUCGAGCCAAGCUGAGCAGAGCUUUCAAAGUACAAUUGAUGAUGCAAACUCUAUGUUAUCAAGAAUUUGCGGCGAGUCUAAUGCAAAAUCUGAGUGGGAGUCGUCUGGAACGCAAGACGAUAUAGACGCUCGCACACCUGAUGACACCGACAACAAGGUUAUGUAUGGGAAAAGCAGAACGAUGUUGCAUUGCGAAGAUGAACCGGAAGUGACGGUUGAGCCACCAGAAGAAUCGCAUGAUAGCGCUGAACCCUCCACACAUCACUUCAAUCAUUUGAAAACGAUGGGCGAAUCGCUGAAAUACCAGGAUGAUCUAGAAUUCAUGAUGCAAAAAGAAGCACAGAUGACAUUGGCGGCUAAGACAUCAAACCUUCUUAUUUUUGUACUCAAUCUGAUAAACAAUGCCGGUUUCUUCGAGUAUGUGAUGAAGUACAGCCGAAAGGAAAUUUGGCAGUGGUGUUUGCAUUUAGGAAAUUGCGAGGACCCGGUCCUUCGGCAUUUAUGUGCUUUCAUAUAUUCAAAACUGCCAUUAGAUGCCGACGACCCUAUGUGGGGGGAGCUGAACCUUUAUGAAUUUGUGUUACCCUUGACAUCUCAAAAAAGUGGAACGUUGAAAAUAAAAGGGAGUAAAUUCACCGAAAUGAGUUACCUUGAAUUUCUAAAUGCAACAGAAUCAAAACCAGGUCUCUACUAUGCUCUUUUGCUGUGGCCGCCUUUCUUAGGACACCAAAAAGAGAUUGAUCAAAAUGUUGUUGAUGCUUUUACAGCUUUGCUGCAAAACAGUUGCGAGUAUGUUGACACCAUUUUACCAAUUGUUGAAAAGCUGGUUUCAAAGGAGACAGUAGAGGGCCAUUCAACUUCUUACAAAAACAUGAUGCAAGCUCUGGUACCGCUUUUUGAGCCUCAUGCGCGCAACGACAGCCUUAUUAAAGCUUUGGUUAAAAUGACCAACGAGAGUACGCUAGUUGCUGAAUUAAAAGAUGGCCAGAAAACAGUUCUUUUGACAAACUCACUAGAAUUCUUGCUUGCGUAUGACCGCUUCCUUUUCGACGAACAAGAGAGCGAAUUGUUGGAUAUCUUCGUUUUGUACUUGGGGCUGGCACUGAAUUUAGUAAAGGCCCUAAAGCAAGACGAUGCUGUAUUUGAAGAUAAAAAUCCGUUGAUGGAACGACUAAAGCGCACUUUUCAGGACCUGCAGGCAGCAUCUGACGAGUCCAAUCAACACAACUUCAAUCAAAACAUCUUUAUCCUCAUUUACUGCUAUAUCGCAAUGCACUAUAAGGUCCGCUUACAAGAAGCGGAACGGGCCUUUGUGAUUCCGAGACUUGAAGCUUUCUCCCAAGAAAUAAAGCGGUACAACGAAAGUAUAUACACUGCGAUUGCAGUUAUAUUGACCCCCGACAUACUAGCACCCAAUUAA